This is a messenger RNA of Gongylonema pulchrum, 696 nucleotides long. The record is from the annotation of a GenBank genome assembly. NCBI's taxonomy places the organism in Eukaryota, Metazoa, Nematoda, Chromadorea, Rhabditida, Gongylonematidae.
GAUGCUGGUACCAAUUGGAUGGAAUUGGUUUUACCGGAAUCUGUGGUUUCAAUAGCAGUUGGUUUUGAUACAGAAACUAUUAUUUUGCGUUCCGGGUCCGGACAUUUGUGGAUUGCCGGUGUAGGUCCAGAAGCUGCAUGCCAGAAAAGCCCUGCAGCAGGUCGCUUCAAAAAGCAGGAAGCUGGCUCGGCGGCUGUCAAGUUAAGGAAGUUGCAGACGUCAAACAGGCGCCGAUGCGUAUCAGUGGCGAUAUCAUCGGGAUGCAUUGCUUAUGUAACCGAUAAUGGCCGAGCAUAUGUCUGCGGGCGUCAUGCAAUGCAAUGUCAUCCAGAAUCUGGCUAUAUUUAUGGCUUGGAAAAUGUUCAUUUGGUGUCGAUUGCGCUUGGAAAAACGCAUGCUGUUGCGAUAACUCGUUAUGGACAUCUUUACACUUGGGGCAUGAAUAACCUGAAUCAGUGCGGUAGAACAGAAACGGAUGAUGUCCAUCCUGAUGUUGAAUCUCGCUUUGGGAAAAACAGCGACUGUCAGUAUCCGGAGCAGCCAUCACCGAGCGAAGAAGCAGUAGAAGAAAGUUUGUAUUGUAUGCCCAAUGAACAUCUGUGGGUCAAGGAUUUUGCUUCUAUUUGCCUGAAAUGCGGCAAAUGCUCUGCACGCGGAAGUCGGUAUCAGUUUACCAGAAUUUUUAAUCCAAAUUAG